Molecule: messenger RNA, 408 nt
Organism: Paraglomus brasilianum
Lineage: Eukaryota; Fungi; Glomeromycota; Glomeromycetes; Paraglomerales; Paraglomeraceae
Source: the annotation of a GenBank genome assembly
AUGACGGAAAAACCGAACGAGUAUUUAGAGAUUAAUUCAGAGAAUGAGAUGCUUGUAAUAUCAAAGAUUCAAGAAUUCAUACCUAAAAUCGCAGCAGCCAACGAACAGCUGUCAUCAGUCGAUCCGGGUGAUCUCGACAUAAUGAAAAUUGGAGAAGAUGCAGAGCAAGUUAUUGAAUAUGAUCUCCUAAUAUGUCAUCCCGAAAACAACUCGACGAACGAAGAGUUUCCCAAAUAUAAACUUGAUACUAACACUAUAGAUGACGGUGAAGACAUAAUAAUGACCACUGAACCAAUAAGUCCAAAACUACGUUCUCGACCAAAUAUAACAAUGCUAGAUGACACAGAGGAUGUGACUAUGAGAAUUGAUUCUGAAUCAUCAAGCGCCGUAAACAAUUUGCAAGAAUAA